This is a messenger RNA of Marasmius oreades (fairy-ring Marasmius), 1204 nucleotides long. RefSeq lists its product as uncharacterized. The record is from RefSeq and is a predicted model, not a curated record. Gene Ontology annotation, cellular component: EMC complex. The transcript is spliced from 8 exons. Bases 32 to 643 code for a protein of 203 amino acids. Lineage: Eukaryota; Fungi; Basidiomycota; Agaricomycetes; Agaricales; Marasmiaceae.
CGACACUCUUCUUUGGAUUUCACGCUAUCGGAUGAUGGUUACCUACACCAUUCACCCUCAAGCGUACUUCAAACUUUUCUUUCAUGCAGCGAAGCACCCUCAUAAGCAAGUUAAUGGCGUUUUACUAGGCUCGCAAACUGGUGAUGCAGUGGAGAUUAAGGACGCGAUACCUCUUCUUCACCAUUGGACAAGUCUUAGCCCGAUGAUGGAGAUAGGGCUGGAUCUGGCAGGACAGCAUGCGGCGUCUAUUGGAAUGCAACUAGUUGGUUAUUAUCAAGCGUGUGAGAGGUUGAAUGACACCGCACUAGCACCAGUAGGGGAAAGGAUUGCAUCCAGAAUCAGAGAAUCUUUCAAAGAUGCAAUAGCUUUUGUGAUUGACGGAGCUCGGCUGGGUACUGCACAUCCUGCCCUCAUUCCGUAUCUGGCACAGUCCUCCACGACAUGGCGGCCUGCAAACGAGGCGUCUGCACCCUUCACCUCCACUUCCUCUUUCAAAAUACUGUCGGACGGCCUUCCCACGCGUGCUGCAGAACUUGUUCACAAUAAUCAUGCUCAAGAGAUAUUUGGUGACUUCGAUGACCAUCUCGAGAAUGUUACGAUAGACUGGCUACGUAAUCGGGAAUGUUUACCUAUGGAUAUAUAAGAUGUAUCUCAAUCUGAAGACACUGAACCAGCUCAGGCACUUGUGACGGAUACCUCCAUGAUACGAGCUCGAACUCCCAGUAGCACGGUUCUACACACCCCUUCCCUGUCUCAUACAUCCUUAACCUGGGCCGGCGACGGUAUUUCGUUAUUCAAGCAUGUUGCUACGGAACUUGGUACAAUUGAACUCCAUCUUCAUCGGAACGGAAGUUUUGGAAAAAUCAGCAUCUCACUUCCCUACAUGCGCAAAAUGGGCCUGAUAAGCCCUGCUAUCAUAAUUGUAAUUGACUGUCCUUACCAUCCUUAUCUCCACGAAGCACAACGAGGAUGAUCCGGUUCCACCGUCCCCAAGAUAAGAGAGAUGUGGUACUAGCGGGCUAUUGUGUGGCAGUGCUCAGGUUGAUCGGGUCGUGUAUUUCCUUCAGCGUUUUGAGUCGGCGAUAUCCACUAUCCACGUUCCUUACUUCGAUUUAGGUGACCCGUGGUGGCAUGGAGUGCUGAGUUACAAUGUAACACAUACCCAGCUUGCCAGCUCGUAAAUGAUACGUUAGUGGGUUGGAAC